AUGGGGCAACAAUUAACAACACCUUUAAGCCUGACUCUAGGACACUGGAAGGAGGUUCGAGAGAUCGUCCGCAGUUUGUCGAUGGAAGUCCACAAAAAGGAGUGGGUGGCGCUUUGCACCUCCGAAUGGCCCACUUUCGAUGUCGGGUGGCUGAAGGAUGGAACCUUUAAUCUUGACUUAAUUUUGCAGGUUAAAGACCAAGUCUGCCGUAAGGGUGGAGGGGGACGUCCAGAACAAGUACCAUAUGUCGCGGUGAGGGAAGACUUGACCUGGAAGCCCCCGCUUUGGGUUAAGCCUUUCCUCGCACACGGAGACACCAAGGACCGCCAGCAGAAAGAUAAGGAGGAAGUUGAUGGGGGUCCCAGGCCUCCCCCACUUCCCUCCUCAACUCCCCUAAUCCCCGCUCCAGCAGAGACCCCAGUGCAAGGUCCCCCGCCAACCUCCGAUCUCUAUCCCCUAAAAGAACUCCAACCACUGAAAACCGUAUGUCCACCCGUCCUUUCGGGUGGACAGGAGGACCUCCUCCUUUUGGAUCCCCCACUGCCUUACAACCAUCCAGCAUUGAGGGAGAGGGAAGGGGGGGAAUAUUGGGCAUCCCAGGCAUUCCCAUUGCAUUCGGUGGGGGGGAAGCUUCAGUACUGGCCAUUCUCCGCGUCAGAUCUCUACAAAUGGAAAACCCACAACCCCCCAUUUUUGCAGGACCCUCAGGCCCUCACGGGCCUGAUUGAGUCAAUUCUGUUAACCCACCAACCCACUUGGGAUGACUGUCAGCAGCUUUUACAGGCCCUCCUGACCACAGAAGAGCAGCAGCGGGUUUUCACAGAAGCCCGCAAAAAUGUGCCGGGGGAUGACGGCCACCCCACUCAGCUACCUAAUGAGAUUGAUGAGGUGUUCCCACUGACUCAACCAAAUUGGGACUUCAAUACGGCAGCGGGUAGGGAGCGACUCCGUCUCUAUCGCCAGGUUCUCCUGACAGGUCUGCAGGGGGCAGGAAGACGCCCCACCAAUUUGGCCAAGGUACGUGCGAUUGUGCAGGGUAGUGAGGAAACUCCAGCAGGAUUUUUAGAAAGGUUAAUGGAAGGAUACAGAAUGUAUACUCCCUUUGACCCACAGGCCCCUGACCGACAGGCCGACGUAAUCAUGUCCUUCAUUGGACAAUCGGCCCCGGACAUCUGCACAAGGCUACAGAGGCUGGAGGGGUUGCAGGGAUAUACACUGCCGGACCUAGUCAAGGAGGCAGAAAAGAUUUUCAAUAAAAGAGAGACAAAGGAGGAAAGAGAAGAGAGGUUACGCAGAGAACAGGAAUGUAGAGAAGAUCAGAGAGAUAAAAAGAAAAACAAGGACUUAGUUAAGGCCCUGGCCACCGUAGUUGCAGGGCCAAAGACAAGACAAGACAAGGGCAGGCAAGAUAGGGACCAGGGAGACAAAUGGAGACCGAGAGUGGAACAAGACCAGUGCGCCUACUGUAAAGAAAGAGGACAUUGGGCCAGGGACUGUCCAAACAAGGGACGGCCAAGACCCCAGCAGAGAACUGCUCUGGUCCUGUCAUUGGAAGAGGACGAAUAGGUAGGCCAGGGCCAGGAGCCUCCCCUUGAGCCCCGGGUAACCCUGAUAGUGGGAGGCCGACCAGUCACCUUUCUGGUCAACACAGGAGCCCAGCAUUCAGUUCUUACCACAGCUGAGGGCCCUUUCAGUUCCAAGACAUCAUGGGUCCAGGGGGCCACCGGAGGAAAACUGUAUAAAUGGACUACUGAGCGUAAGGUCGACCUGGCAACAGGGCGGGUCACGCAUUCGUUCCUACUGGUACCAGACUGCCCAUACCCCCUGCUGGGAAGGGAUCUUCUCUCAAAGGUUGGGGCCCAGAUCCAUUUCCAAGACAAGGGAGCCACAGUAGUCAGCCCCGCAGGUCAACCCCUCCAUGUGUUGACCCUUCGGCUGGAAGACGAACACCGCCUUCAUGAGUGCCCCCUACCAGCUCAGCCCCAAGUAGCAUCUGAAUGGCUUACUAAAUUCCCCCAGUCUUGGGCAGAGACGGGAGGAGUAGGGCUUGCUGUCAGACAGCCCCCGGUGAUAGUAAACCUGAAGCCCACGGCCACUCCCGUAUCUAUCCGCCAAUACCCUAUGGCUGUGGAGGCAAAGGUCAGAAUUUGGCCACACAUACAGAGACUAAUAAAACUGGGCAUAUUGAGACCUUGUCAGUCACCUUGGAAUACCCCUUUGUUACCAGUCAAAAAGCCUGGCUCCAAUGAUUACAGGCCAGUGCAAGACCUACGAGAAGUAAACCGUAGGGCUGAGGACAUUCACCCUACGGUCCCUAACCCAUACAACCUGCUGAGCACCCUGCCCCUGACCCGAACUUGGUAUACGGUGCUUGACUUGAAAGAUGCCUUCUUUUGCCUAAGACUGAUUCCCCAGAGUCAACCUCUCUUUGCCUUCGAGUGGAAAGACCCGGAAACUGGGUUUUCGGGACAACUAACGUGGACCAGACUUCCCCAAGGGUUCAAGAACUCCCCUACGCUGUUUGAUGAAGCCUUACACCAGGACUUGGCAGAUUUCCGGGUAAGCCACCCAGAGUUGACUCUCCUACAAUACGUGGAUGACCUGUUGUUAGCUGCAGAGACUGAACAGGGUUGCACUAAAGGUACGGAGGCCCUACUCCAUAGGCUGGGAGAGUUAGGAUACAGGGCCUCCGCGAAGAAGGCCCAACUUUGCACCCAACGCGUGACCUACCUAGGCUACGUAUUGGGGGGAUGGAGGUGGUUGACUGAGGAACGUAAGAAGGCUGUAGCGCUCAUCCCGCCACCUAGAAAUGCUCGCCACCUCAGGGAGUUCUUGGGCAGCGCUGGCUUCUGCCACCUCUGGAUACCAGGUUUUGCAGAAAUGGCAGCGUCCCUGUACCCCCUAACCAGGACGAAUUCCCCGUUCAUCUGGGGAAGGGAACAACAAUUAGCUUUUGACAGAAUAAAACGAGCCCUCUUGGAGGCCCCUGCAUUAAGCCUCCCAGACCCCGCUAAGCCCUUUACCCUCUAUGUGGAUGAAAAGGGGGGAAUGGCAAAGGGUGUCUUAACUCAGAAUUUGGGGCCCUGGAAAAGACCUGUGGCGUACUUUUCAAAGAAACUGGACAGUGUUGCCUCAGGGUGGCCCCCUUGCCUCCGCAUGAUUGCAGCUGUGGCCGUCUUGGUGAAAGACUCGGACAAAUUGACUCUGGGGCAACCACUCACCAUAGUGGCACCCCAUGCCAUCGAGGCCAUCAUCCGCCAACUGCCAGACAGAUGGCUCUCGAACGCCAGGAUCACCCACUACCAGGCUAUGUUGCUCAACCCUGAACAGGUCCGGUAUAGGACUGCUGCCUCGCUCAAUCCGGCCACCCUGCUUCCUGAGCCAGGGUCUGAAUCACAAGUCGACCACGACUGCCACCAAGUGUUAGCCGAAGUGCACGGGACCCGAGAGGACCUGACCGAUCUACCCCUGUCAAACACAGUCACCUGGUAUACGGACGGGAGCAGCUUCUUGCACCAAGGUGAGAGAAAGGCAGGGGCAGCAGUGGUGGACAGGGAAACUGUCAUAUGGGCCUCUGCUCUGCCCCCAGGGACUUCGGCACAGAAGGCUGAACUUGUGGCCCUCACCCAAGUGCUUCGUGCCGCUAAGAAUCGGAGGGUAAACAUUUAUACCGACAGCCGUUACGCCUUUGCCACUGCGCAUAUACAUGGGGAAAUAUAUCGGAGGAGAGGGUUGCUAACCUCAGGGGGCAAGGAUAUCAAAAAUAAGCAGGAGAUCCUAGAUCUCCUACAAGCCCUCCACCUUCCAAAGAAAGUGAGCAUCAUCCACUGCCUAGGUCAUCAGAAAGGAGAUGACCCAGUGGCCAAGGGAAAUAGAAUGGCGGAUGAAGUAGCUAAAACAAGGGCCCUGGACAGCGUCACUCUAGUAACGCAGUCAUCAGAAACCACAAAUAACCCUGGGUGGUUAUAUUCGGAGGAAGAUGUGACAGCCAUCCAAAGACUGGGAGGCGCGUACAAUGACCAGCGUAAGGUCUGGGAGAUCCAGGGGAAAACAGUACUGCCAAGAAAGGAAGCCAAGGACCUUAUAAAAGACCUUCAUAGAUGGACCCACUUGGGGCAUAAAAAGUUAAAGGCCCUACUGGACAGAGAGGAACUAACCUACCUCAUAAUAGGACUGGACUCAUUAGCAAAACAAGCAACAGAAUCCUGUGUUCCUUGUGCAAAAGUAAAUCCAAAGGGUAUUAAAGUACCAGAGGGGGCAAGGAUGCGAGGGGCAUGCCCGGGAACAAACUUGGAGGUGGACUUCACCGAGAUCCAUCCCAGUAGGUAUGGAAUUAAGUAUCUCCUAGUAUUUGUAGACACUUUUUCCGGCUGGACAGAGGCUUUUCCGGUGAAAAAGGAGACAGCACAGGUGGUGGUCAAGAAAAUCCUGGAAGAAAUCUUUCCGUGGUUUGGCCUGCCUAAGGUACUGGGAUCCGACAAUGGGCCAGCCUUUGUCUCCCGGGUAAGUCAGUUGGUGGCCAAGGUACUGGGGAUUGAUUGGAAAUUACCUUGUGCUUAUAGACCCCAGAAUUCAGGACAGGUAGAGUGCAUGAAUAGAACAAUUAAGGAGACCUUAACCAAAUUAAUGAUGGAGACUGGCACUAGAGACUGGGUCGAGUUAUUACCGAUGGCCCUAUUCUGGGCCCACAACACUCCCUCCGCGUUCGGGUUAACUCCGUAUGAGAUAUUGUACGGGGGUCCUCCCCCAAUAGCUGACUUAUUGGGACCCAGCAUUGACUCUUAUGCCACUUCCCCCAGUCUGCAGACCCAACUGAGAGCUUUGCAGCUGAUUCAAAAGCACAUGUGGAAACCUCUAGUGGCAGUGUACCAAUCCAAGUGCCCUACAGUGCCACACCCUUUCCAGAUUGGAGAUUCAGUGUACGUCCGCAGACAGUCCAGGACCCUCGAGCUGCAUUGGAAGGGACCCUAUACAGUGCUGCUGACGACACCCACUGCAGUGAAAGUCGACAGGAUUGCCGUUUGGGUUCACGCUUCUCACGUCAAGAGGGCACCGCCGGAGGGAGGAGGCCCCGCGGACGACUCAGCCAAAUGGACACUCCAACGCACUCAAAACCCUCUCAAGAUAAGACUUUCAAAAGCUGCAUAAUGUUUGCAAUUAUUUACCCAUUGCUCAUAUUGCUUAUGAUUCACCCUAGCCUCACCCUAUCCAGCUCGUCCUUCCCUAACCCCCAUGGGCCACAAAAGCUCACUUGGGAGGUGAUCUCUCCUUUGGGUAGCGUGGCCUGGUCGACCAGCGACACUCGGGUACCAGGAACGUGGUGGCCUUCCCUCCACCCAGAUGUAUGCCAGAUAGUCCUGGGACUAGAUUCCUGGGAUCUACCCGAUCAGGAAGAUAUCCCUCACAACCCCUCACCUCCGUUAGACUUCAUUCAUCCCCCGGGAUCCUACCCCGUAGCAACGGGAUGUAGAACCCCAACUCGGAGAUGCCAACUCCGCCAACCAGAAUUUUAUGUGUGCCCCAGGGAUGGUAGAAGAAAGGAUCAGAUCUACCGGUGUGGGGGGCCGGAGCUCCUAUACUGUAAGGCUUGGGGGUGCGAAACUACAGGGGAGGCAUACUGGAAGCCUUCCUCUUCUUGGGAUUGUAUUACUGUGAAGCGUAAUACCACUGUUGCCCACUCGGGCUCCUAUCUAGCCAACAGUGCCUGCCAGAACACCCCCUGUGGAAGCUCCCCUACAUGCA
Molecule: messenger RNA, 5742 nt
Organism: Oryctolagus cuniculus (rabbit)
Lineage: Eukaryota; Metazoa; Chordata; Mammalia; Lagomorpha; Leporidae
Source: RefSeq, a predicted model, not a curated record